This is a messenger RNA of Boeremia exigua, 485 nucleotides long. RefSeq lists its product as uncharacterized. Lineage: Eukaryota; Fungi; Ascomycota; Dothideomycetes; Pleosporales; Didymellaceae. The transcript has a single exon. The coding region runs from base 122 to 379 and encodes 85 amino acids. The record is from RefSeq and is a predicted model, not a curated record.
CUUACUCAAUCACCCAUCACUUCCUUUCCGCGAUUCCCCCAGCUCCAGCAGAUUACAAUACCUCUCUUGCUCAGCCAGCCAUCACCACUCCCACCAGCUCAGCACCCGUCCACCUCACACGAUGAAGCUCACCCUCAUCAUCGCGACCAUUGCCGCCACGGCCUUUGCCGCGCCCCGGGCGAGCGGCGAAAUGUCUCCUGCUCUGGCAGACAUGGAAGGCCGUGCCGACAACUGUUUCUUCCCAUCGCAGUGCUCGGCUUUCUGGUCUGGCAAGUGCGAGAACCACUGCGGCUCCCGGGGCUUUUCCCACAUGAGCCGUGACGGAUGCAAGUGGAAUCCAAUCAAUAUCACGCAGAAGUGCUGUUGCAUCAGGAAAUGAGUUGAAGCGCUUGAUUCCUCCAGGUGCUGGAGCGGGCUCGUGGAAGAGUUCAGAUGAUCAGAUAUGUCUUUGUUAGCAGAAUCAAAAUACAAUGAUAACUGUGGAU